AAGAUGGGUUCUUGUGAAGUUAAGGUCCCACACAGCUUAGAUGCCAUUCUUAACAUUGCUGACGACCGGUCGCUGAUUGGCAAACGCCUUGAAGACCUGAUUCAUGACCUUCACGCUGGAGUUUCCCUCAAGGGAAAUAAAGAGCUAAAAUCCCUGUAUGAUCAUCUUCUUUCCUUGUUAAUAUUAAUAAUUUAGUAGCAAUCAACUUAAUAUUACAUCAAUACUGCAUGCAGAAGUAUUGGGUUCACAUGAUUACUAGUGCCAACGCAUUCGAGUUGUAUGCAAGGGAUCUCUUAAUCGAGCAUGCAGAUGUUAAAUAUCAUUGGAGUUGGAAAACAGAAGACAAUAUUGAGAUAGCUGAACUGGUGCAAGUACAUUGGCUUGAUGUGAAAACGAAUUUCCCAGCACAAAUGCUAACUCCAAGGACUUCUUACGAAGUUUUAUUUGUGUUAAGGAGGAACGAGAAAGCUAAAGAACUUACAAAUUCGAACCUGAAGCUCGUCCUCCCCAAUCAAAACGCCUCUGAAGUCACAGUAGAUUUGAGUACGCUACCAACUAACGAAUGGAAAGAAAUCCAAGUUGGUGGCUUUGAAUCUUCUUGUGGCAUGUCCGGGGACAUGGAAAUCUCUUUGUAUGAACACAACAGCCAGAUAAAGAAGGUAGGACUUGUGGUCAACAAAAUCAUUAUUCGCCCGGUAAUGAAUUGGAAGAAGCUUAGUGGCGAGAAUGACUGGGAGGGUCUCCUGAAUCCUCUCAACGUUGAUCUCAACAAGAAUAUAACUUUCUAUGGUGACAGUGUUCACGCUAUUUAUGACUCCAUCAGUAAAGAUGCCACCAGUCAGGGUUAUGCAUAUCCCAAAUACGGAGAACUUAUUUUCUCAAUUCGCCAGGACGGAUCCACCUGGAUUGGUUACGUUGCUGUGGCCACAGAUGAAGGAAAGAAAGUGCUAGGAAGGAGAGACGUUUUGGUUUGCUGGAGAGGAACCUCCAGUGACGGGGAGUGGUUUAAAAAUUUACAGAUCAUGAGUCCGAUCUAUCCUCAACUCAUAUUCCCGUUUGUCAGACAUCCUAAGGUGCACCAGGGAUUUUACUCCGUCUACACUGAGCCAAACCCAGCAUCGAAUAAAGAAGAAAGAAAUGCUAGAGAUCAGGUUUUGCAAGAAGUUCGUUCUUGGGUAAACGAAUACAAAGAUGAAGAAGUUAGCAUAACAGUGACAGGACACAGUUUGGGGGCAGCUCUUGCUACAUUGAAUGCAACUGAUAUAGUUUCCAAUGGAUAUAAUAUGCCCAAUCCCAAUCCAGGCAACAAGGAGUUCUUGGUCACAGCAUUUGUGUUUGGGAGCCCCAAGUGUGGAGACGAAGAAUUCAAAAAUGAAUUCGACAGGCUUACAAGAAACAAUUGGAAGCUCCGUCUCUUACGUAUUACAAAUGAUGAUGAUGCAAUUACUCGCCUUCCAAAAUUUACUCCUGUUAAAUUCGUUGAAGUGGGAAACGAGAUAACGAUUAGCACCACCAAUGCAAGUGAAGAUGAGGGUAACAAGGUCUCCACUGCUCAUAGUUUGAAGAAUUAUAUCAAAGAACUCUGCGUACUGCAAUCUCCUCUCUGUGCGUAAAUAUAUGUUAUAUAUAAUAUAAAACUAAAUAAUAAUACAGAGAAUCCAUCUCUGUUACUGUUAUGGAAAUAAGUUCCUUCCCUUCUGUAUACAGUUAGUGGAGGAGUCAGCUUGAGGUUUCUCUUGCUUGUUAGUAUGUUAAUGU
This is a messenger RNA of Mangifera indica (mango), 1758 nucleotides long. RefSeq names its product phospholipase A1-II 1-like. Bases 228 to 1613 code for a protein of 461 amino acids. The record is from RefSeq and is a predicted model, not a curated record. The transcript has 4 exons. Lineage: Eukaryota; Viridiplantae; Streptophyta; Magnoliopsida; Sapindales; Anacardiaceae. Gene Ontology annotation, molecular function: glycerophospholipid phospholipase A1 activity. Gene Ontology annotation, biological process: lipid metabolic process.